Molecule: messenger RNA, 2346 nt
Organism: Talpa occidentalis (Iberian mole)
Lineage: Eukaryota; Metazoa; Chordata; Mammalia; Eulipotyphla; Talpidae
Gene: AURKA
Product: aurora kinase A
Exons: 9
Coding region: 145-1365 (406 amino acids)
Biological process (GO): mitotic cell cycle; mitotic centrosome separation; protein phosphorylation
Cellular component (GO): spindle microtubule; spindle midzone; chromosome passenger complex
Molecular function (GO): ATP binding; protein kinase activity
Source: RefSeq, a predicted model, not a curated record
AGAAGGCCGCGCCGCUGCGGCCCGGGCCAAUCAGCGCGCGGAGCGGAGGGUUUAACUCCUAUUUAAAAUGAAGACGCUUUGAAUCGUAACGGCUGCGCUCCCGGAGGACUCGGCGCCGGGUCUGAGGCGGCGCUGACGGGCAUCAUGGACAAAUCUAAAGAAAACUGCAUCUCAGGGCCUGUUAAGACGACGGUUCCACUUGGUGAUGGUGCGAAGCGUGUUCCCGUGAAUCAGCGCUUUCCUUCACAGAAUCCAUCGUCUGCAAGUGGUGGCCAGGCUCAGCGGGUCUUAUGUCCUUCAAAUUCCUCCCAGCGCCUGCCGUCACAAGCGCAAAAGCUUGUCUCCAGCCACAAAGCAGUUACAAAUCCGAAGCAGAAGCAAUUGCAGGCAAGCAAUGUGGCUCGUCCCGUCUCCAGGCCGCUGGCUGCUGCCCCGAAGAGCGAGCCCCCGCCCCCGCCGUCUGCACCAGGAAAUAAUCCUGAAAAGGAACAGGCAUCAAAACAGAAAACUGGAGAAUCCAAAAAAAGACAGUGGGCUUUGGAAGACUUUGAAAUUGGCCGCCCGCUGGGUAAAGGAAAGUUUGGCAAUGUUUAUUUGGCAAGAGAAAAACAAAGCAAGUUUAUCCUGGCUCUUAAAGUGCUGUUUAAAGCUCAGCUGGAGAAAGCAGGGGUUGAGCAUCAGCUGAGAAGAGAAGUAGAAAUACAGUCCCACCUUAGGCAUCCGAAUAUUCUCCGGCUUUAUGGGUAUUUCCACGAUGCCACCAGAGUGUACCUAAUUCUAGAAUAUGCACCUCUCGGCGCCGUGUAUAGAGAGCUUCAGAAACUAUCCAAGUUUGACGAGCAGAGAACUGCCACGUACAUCACAGAACUGGCAGAUGCCCUGUCUUACUGUCAUUCGAAGAGAGUUAUUCACAGAGACAUCAAGCCCGAGAACCUGCUCCUCGGAUCAGCUGGAGAACUGAAGAUUGCGGAUUUCGGGUGGUCUGUUCACGCCCCAUCCUCCAGGAGAACCACCCUCUGCGGCACCCUGGACUACCUGCCCCCGGAGAUGAUCGAGGGCCGAAUGCACGAUGAGAAGGUGGAUCUCUGGAGCCUUGGGGUCCUUUGCUAUGAAUUUUUAGUUGGGAAGCCUCCUUUUGAGGCAAGCACAUACGAGGAGACCUACAAAAGAAUAUCGCGGGUUGAAUUUACAUUCCCUGACUUUGUACCAGAGGGCGCCAGGGACUUCAUCUCAAGACUGUUGAAGCAUAACCCCAGCCAGAGGCCCACUCUGAAGGAAGUGCUGGAACACCCGUGGGUCACGGCAAACUCAUCCAAGCCACCAAGCAGCCACAAAAACAAAGACUCGACGAGCAAACAAUCUUAGGGCGUGCAGGGAGCAACCGGACCCAGGGCUGCUGUGGGAGCUGCUGGGGCGGGCUGCUGGCCUUCAGCUGGUGCCGACGACUGCCAUCUAGGGCGCUCCAGGAGUCAUUUUUCUCUUUCACUGGGCAGGCAGUACUUGGCCUCCCCGUUCAGAAACUCUGUGGCAACAAACACGCCAAAGGAAAGUGUUUCACGAGACUGUGAGCGUCCCUGGUUUGAGUUCGAGGCAGCCGCUCCACAGCCUGUCCUGGGUGAGGCGACCUCCCCGAAGACUCGCCAGGCCUGACUGGGGCGAGUGGCUGCUGAGCCCUGAUGGUCAGUUGAGAGCUGUGCAAUACCUUCCGAGUACCCCAGGGUGUAUGUAACUUAUUGGGGGGCCACGUGUGGUCUAGCUGUCAGAAUGAAUAUGGGAUUCUUCCUUUUAAAUGUUAAAAUAAAGAAUUUUGUGCAGGCUUGUGUGUUCCGUGGCACCCUGUAGGAAUGAUGUCUGCCUGGCCCUCCUGGUGACCGCAGCCUCUGCUGUCUGACACUAUGGUGGCACAUGCUCCCCCACCCCAGGACUGUUAGGGGCAGGUGCUACUUGCGUCUCCAAGCUGUUUGUAAAUGUUACGGGCUGCAUUCUCUGCGUGGAGGCCUGGCCGCGUGCACCCCUGCGCAGAUGCAUUUCUAGAGCACAUGGGGACUCCCACCCGCUCACCACUGGCAGAGCUGGUCUGCCUGUGCCUGGUCCCUUGUUCUGUGCCCCUGUGUCGGGUUCCCCAUGUGUUCCUAGCGGCCGUGCCAUCUGUCAACCAAAGGUGUGGGAAACAGUGGUGAAGGGUAAGGCCCCUGUGAUGUGUGCGGGACAGUGAGAACUAGGGGGUGACUUACUCGUGGCUGACUUCCAGGCAGCAUGUCAUGUCUAAACAGUAGUGACAGGAACUGGGAGUGUCCAGUUACCCCUGGGGACAAAGCAGCUCUUGGUUCCCACAGUCUGGAGCAG